This is a messenger RNA of Lolium perenne, 757 nucleotides long. RefSeq lists its product as uncharacterized. Lineage: Eukaryota; Viridiplantae; Streptophyta; Magnoliopsida; Poales; Poaceae. The record is from RefSeq and is a predicted model, not a curated record.
GUGAUGUGAGAGACGACAGCAUCUGCUGCUGCCAACGUACGAACCGCACCAGCGGCCACUGCAACGGCACGGCAGUGACCAGCACCAACCGCAUUAGCUGCCGCGCCACCAACAAAAGCCGGAGCGCAUUCAUUGUCGCCGCCCGCGCCCGCCGGAGUUUAUUACCCAGAGGCCAGAGCUAGCCCCCACGCCACCGCCUCCCUCUUCAAUCUCCAUCCAUUUUGCAGCCUAUAGAAACCACAGCACUCAUCGCUCCUCGCUCCUACUCGUCUGCCUGUCCUCAUCUCCACUCACCACGGGAGGUCCUUAUGGAGGGGUCGUCGGCGGCGGCGAGGGUGGCGAGGGCGGGAGCUAAGGUGUGCGGGAAGGAGGAGAAGGUGGUCGGGGAGCAGAAGGCGCCGGGGAGCUGCCCCUACUGCGGCGGCGUCGUCACGGCCACCGACGUGGAGGCCAAGUGGGUGCUCUGCUUCCUCCCGCUCUGCCUCAAGAACAAGCGCAGGUUCUCCUGCACCGCAUGCAACAGGCGCCUCGUCACCUACCCCGCCAUCCUCCAUGACUAGGCUCCAGAGCUAGCUUUCUUCUCCCCGUUGUUGGUCUGGUUCCAUUGCUUGGAGAUCGAUUUGUCAUAGAUAUCCUGGCCAGAAUCGAGCGAUUUACUUUCCGUUUCCGGGACUGGAUCGCGCGCUGUUGUUACUCAGUUUCUUAGCUACCAGACGAGUGGGAUUAAAUUCAGUGGAUUAAUUGACCUUUAUCUGUU